Pristis pectinata (smalltooth sawfish) is the source of this 1542-nucleotide messenger RNA. It is a transcript of the gene anapc15, whose product is annotated as anaphase promoting complex subunit 15. Gene Ontology annotation, cellular component: anaphase-promoting complex. The transcript has 4 exons. Gene Ontology annotation, biological process: regulation of mitotic cell cycle spindle assembly checkpoint. Bases 148 to 597 code for a protein of 149 amino acids. The record is from RefSeq and is a predicted model, not a curated record. NCBI's taxonomy places the organism in Eukaryota, Metazoa, Chordata, Chondrichthyes, Rhinopristiformes, Pristidae.
CCUCGUUAUUCCUUUUGUUUUGCACUAUUUAUUUAUUUCUCUAAUUUAUAGAUUUUCAUGUCCUUGCACCGUACUGCUACCGCAGAACAACACGUUUCACGUCGUAUAAAUCAGUGAUAAUAAACCUGAUUCUGAGGUAAUCUCCAGAUGACGGUUUUAAAUGGUGAGAGACCAGGUAACGUUUCUAUUGGAAAGGCCCUGGGAGGACUUGUAGAGGAGGCGGCGAACGUUCAGCUGCAGACACUGAGGAGGGAGAACAGGAGGAGGUUGGAGGACAAAAGAUGUCUUAUUACCAUCACUAAAGGAACACUGUGGACUAAAGAGCCUUGCAAUGGAGGGAAGGUUCCUUUAGGCGGCCGGGCUGCCCGGAUGUCGAUUCUAUUUCCCUCCCUCUUUCCUCGAGUGACAGAGUCGCUGUGGUUUAAUCUGGAUCGACCAUGUGUGGAUGAAAAUGAGCUCCAGCAGCAAGAAAAUCAGCACCAGGCUUGGUUACAGAGUAUUGCUGAGAAAAACAAUACCUUGGUCCCCAUUGGAAAGCCUGCCUCUGAGAUCGACAUGGAGGGUGCAGAGCAGGAUCAGGACCAGUGGAUGAUCUAGCAGACCCAAGACACUGUGUGCUCUUUGAAAGUGAAGGACUGCCACUGGCUUGGUCUCUGCACGGACUUCCCCCGUUGAUGGUGGUGUGGUCAUAUCUGUGUCCUUCUUCCUUAACACUGCUGUUCCUAUUGUGACUGAGACAUACCCCAUCUCCUUGUGGUAACAAGUCUUCAAUCUGCUGGAGGAACUCAGCAGGUCGAGCAGCAACUGUGGGGGUGGGAGGAAAAGAAUUGUUGACGUUUCAGGACGAAACCCGGCAUCAGGAUGUUUUGAUGCAAAACGUCGACAAUUCCUUUCCCCCCACAGAUGCUGCUUGACCCGCUGACUUCCUCCAGCAGAUUGUGUGUUGCUCCAGAUUCCAGCGUCUGCUGUCUCCUGUGUCUCCAUGAUAACAAACCUUCCUUUAAUUGGCCAUUCAGUCAUUUGCCGGCAUUCCUAUUGGCUGAUCUGAGCCUCAUUUGCCUGACACCUAUAAGAUAAUAUCCUUUCCCAAUAAUAAAAAUCUUCCAACCUCCGUUCUGAUUUUAUUUAAUUGACGCUCUGUGAGAAGGGUAUUUAGCUAGGGGAGAGUUCCAGAUUCUGGUGCAGGGGAAGCAGAGCUGCCUCGUGGACAUGUUGCAACGUGGGCUGUUGUCAUUGGAUGGAGUGACCACGCAGAGAGCAAGUGGACCUUGGGUAACAUGGGAUGUCCAGUAAAGAAACUGACCCAGCUAGUUUGUGCUCCCUCCCCUCUAUCUCACGCUAUCACUGUAACCUACCACUAUCCCCCUCAUGUUUGUUUAUUUCCCUGGAGUACAUCCGUACUUUUCACCUUGUGUUUUGCCUGUGGACGCGAGUUCGACAUUAUUGCUGGAGAGUUGAUUCUUGUGUGAGUAGUGAAACCGGCCUCACUCACUGCGUUAUUUUAAGUCCUGGUGCUGUCUGUUGAGUUUUGUAAUAAAAUGU